Eurypyga helias (sunbittern) is the source of this 255-nucleotide messenger RNA. RefSeq names its product processing of precursor 5, ribonuclease P/MRP subunit (S. cerevisiae) (gene POP5). Gene Ontology annotation, biological process: tRNA 5'-leader removal. The transcript is spliced from 3 exons. The annotation marks the transcript as partial. The record is from RefSeq and is a predicted model, not a curated record. NCBI's taxonomy places the organism in Eukaryota, Metazoa, Chordata, Aves, Eurypygiformes, Eurypygidae. Gene Ontology annotation, molecular function: ribonuclease P RNA binding.
UUCGUCAGGCAGCUGGAGAGCCGAAACCAGCGCUACCCCUGCUUCCUCAACACCUUGCACGUCGGAGGUACCAUAAGAACAUGUCAGAAGUUUCUCAUUCAGUACAAUAGAAGACAGCUGCUGCUGUUGUUGCAAAACUGUACAAAUGAAGAGGAAAGACAGUGUAUACAGAAGUCGUUGCUGAGCUGUUCCCUUACAGAAGAGGGGUCUCAAAGUGGAGAUGAGGAAGAUGAUGAUGGCACAGAGACAGACUGA